AUGGAUGCCGAAAAGACUCCAGGAUAUGUGGCAAACCAUGUCGAAGAGCAGUCAACCAGCAGCAACGAAGAGAUUACCUGGACUGAGGCCGAGGAGACUGCCAUCAGGCACAAGCUAGAUUGGCAAAUUGUCCCAAUUGUCACUUUGAUGUACCUUCUUUGUUUUCUCGAUAGGGCCAACAUUGGCAAUGCACGUAUUCAAGGCAUGGCCAAGGACCUUCACCUCGUCGGCUACCGUUUCAACAUAGCAUCAUCCGUGUUCUACGUCGUAUACUUACUUGUCGAAGUCCCCAGCAACAUCAUCUUGAAGAGAGUCGGACCCAGGUUCUACCUUCCUGCCCUCGUCGUUGGGUUCGGCUUUGUCUCCAUGUGCACAGCUUGGGUCAAAGACUUCGAACAGUUGUGCGUGGCUCGAGCUUUCCUGGGUGUCUUCGAGGGUGGUGUUCACACCUGGCGCAAUAUUUUCUUCUUCGAGGGCUUGAUCACGAUUUUCGUUGGCUUCGUUGCUCCGUUCAUCAUGCCGUCAAGCCCAAGCACAUCCGCCAGACUCACCGAACGCGAGAAGUGGAUCGCUGCAGAGCGCCUUCGACUCGAGCAUAGAGCGGAUCCAAAUGAAAACGUCAAUAUCCAGCACAUUAAGAAAGCCGUUUUCAACAUCAACAACUAUGUGUGUGCUGGUGGCUUUUUCUGCAUUAAUAUCACUGUACAAGGUCUUUCUAUCUUCAUGCCAACAGUGCUAAACGAUCUCGGCUGGACAGCGACUAAAGCUCAACUCUAUACUGUUCCCGUGUACGUUUCCGCCUCGGUGGUAGCUAUUCUGGUCGGAUUUCUCAGUGACAAGACGCGCAUGCGAGGUAUCUGGCUAGCAGGGUUCACCUUCCUCGGCAUCGCUGGCUUCAGCAUCCUCCGCUGGAACACCGACGAAAAUAUCCGCUACAUGGCAGUCUACUUCUGUGCAGUCGGCGCCUUUCCAGGCGGCCCCGGAUUCCUCUCCUGGGGUCUCAACAAUAGCGCCGGACCCGCCGUUCGAGCCGUCUCCUCCGGCUGGAUCGUCACCCUCGGCACCAUCGGCGGCAUCGUCGCAACAUGGAGCUACCUCGUCAAAGACGCGCCAAAAUACCCCAUCGGCCACUCGAUCAAUCUCAGCGCGCAGGUAGUCGUGCUUGCGCUGGCAAGUUUCGGCAUCGUGUACUGCAAGUGGGAGAACAGAGUCAGGGCUCGAGGAGGGAGAGAUCAUAGGCUACAGGGCUUAAGUGAGCAGGAGAAGUUGGAUUUGGGACAUCAUCAUCCGGAUUUCAGGUACAUGGCAUGA
This is a messenger RNA of Lithohypha guttulata, 1311 nucleotides long. RefSeq lists its product as uncharacterized. NCBI's taxonomy places the organism in Eukaryota, Fungi, Ascomycota, Eurotiomycetes, Chaetothyriales, Trichomeriaceae. Bases 1 to 1311 code for a protein of 436 amino acids. The transcript has 4 exons. Gene Ontology annotation, cellular component: membrane. Gene Ontology annotation, biological process: transmembrane transport. The record is from RefSeq and is a predicted model, not a curated record. Gene Ontology annotation, molecular function: transmembrane transporter activity.